Camelus dromedarius (Arabian camel) is the source of this 5999-nucleotide messenger RNA. RefSeq names its product zinc finger protein 217 (gene ZNF217). Lineage: Eukaryota; Metazoa; Chordata; Mammalia; Artiodactyla; Camelidae. The transcript has 6 exons. The record is from RefSeq and is a predicted model, not a curated record. Bases 653 to 3817 code for a protein of 1054 amino acids. Gene Ontology annotation, biological process: regulation of DNA-templated transcription. Gene Ontology annotation, cellular component: nucleus. Gene Ontology annotation, molecular function: DNA-binding transcription factor activity, RNA polymerase II-specific; RNA polymerase II cis-regulatory region sequence-specific DNA binding.
UUCAAGGCGUGAGGCCCCGAGGCUCUCUGGGGGAUGGCCUCGUCCCUCACUCAGUGGCCCCGCGUUUCUUUCGGGGAGCCGGUGCGGGCGCGGAAUCCGGGAGGUGUCCGCACAAAAGGCCGAGAGAAACUCCCCGUCGCCUCCCCUCCCUCUUGCCUUCCCCGCCCCCUCCCCUUCUCGCCUGCUCCCUCCUCAUUCAAACCUCGGCUGGCUCGUGUGGUGUCAGUUCAGUCCCGGCCGCCGCCGAGCGAGGAAAUGGCCGAGGAGCCGGAGCCGCAGGUUUUGGAAAUCCCUUGUCUCCAGGUUGCUGGAAUUGACUUCUUGCUCAACUGAAUCACUCACUUGAUGAAGACAAAGAGAACUAAUGCUUUGUGCUGACUCAUAUUUGAAUCAAAGCACCGGGGAGUCUGUCUGCCUUGUUUGUGGAGAGAUCCAGUGAUAGUAUCUAUCCCUGAGCUUCCUAAGACUUCUGAAGAUAAGAAGUUAGAGGAAUAUACACUUUUGAAUUUUUAUAGCAAAUAUUUGCUCUAGUUUUGUAGCCUCGGGCUGCUGGGCGUGUGAGUGACAAGUCUUUACAAGUGGCCUUAUUCCAGCUGCAGAGAUUCCUCAGCCAGACCCUUAUUUUAUAUACAGUCCUCAAGAGACAGGAGACAUGCCCACUCAAUCCCUCCUGGUGUACAUGGACGGACCAGAAGUUAUCGGCAAUUCUCUUGGCUCCCAGAUGGAGAUAGAUGAAGCCAUGACAAUAAAAGGGGCCACCGCUGUUCCUUUCAGAGCCACGCAGGAGAAAAGCAUCAUCCAGAUAGAAGGAUACCUGCCCCUGGACUGCAUGUUUUGCAGUCAGACCUUCACACGUUCAGAAGACCUCAAUAAACACGUCUUGCUGCAGCAUCGGCCGAUCCUCUGUGAGCCCGCUGUUCUGCGUGUUGAAGCCGAGUAUCUUAGUCCUCUUGAUAAAGGUCAAGUGAGAACAGAACCUCUGAAGGACAAGAACUGCAAGGAAAACGAAGAACUUAGCUGUGAAGUGUGUGGGCAGACGUUCAGAGUCGCUUUCGACGUCGAGAUCCACAUGAAGAAGCACAAGGACUCUUUCACGUACGGGUGUAACGUGUGCGGGAGGAGGUUCAAGGAGCCCUGGUUUCUGAAGAAUCACAUGCGAACCCACACGGGCAAGUCAGGGGCCAAGAGCAGACUGCAGCCAGGCCUGGAGAGCCCGGUGACGAUCAACGAGGUGGUGCAGGAGCACGCAGCCGGGACCAUCUCAUCUCCUUACAAGAUCUGCAUGGUUUGUGGCUUUCUGUUUCCAAAUAAAGAAAGUCUAAUUGAUCACAGGAAGAUGCACACCAAAGAAACUGCUUCCGGUCCCAGCAACCCACAGACAGACUCUCAGCAGGAGGGAAUGCCUUCUCCGGGGGAAGAGCUGCUGCAGUUUUUAAACUUAAGACCAAAAUCUCACCCCGAGAUCGCGAGGAAGCCGGCCAAAUGGAUACCUCAGCUCGACCCGUUCACCACCUACCAGGCCUGGCAGCUGGCCACCAAAGGGAAGGUCGCCGUGUGCCGGGAAGUGAAGGAACAGCCGGGCCAGGAAGGGAGCACUGACAAUGAUGAGUCGUGUUCAGACAAAGAAGAGCUGGGAGAAAUUUGGACCGCGAGUAAAAGCCAUCCUGAAGGUUCUGGAAAGUCCAAGACAAGUAAAAGCAGUUGUCCGGGCCUCUCACAAGACAAGGAGAAGCCUAGACACCCCAACGAAGUGCCUUCCGGGGACGCGGACCCCAAGUUACCCAGUAACAAAGAGAAGCCGACACAUUGCUCCGAGUGUGGCAAAGCCUUCAGAACCUACCACCAGCUGGUCCUGCACUCCCGGGUGCACAAGAAGGACCGGCGGGCCGAUGCCGAGUCGCCGACCAUGUCCGUGGACGGGAGGCAGCCGAGGACAUGUUCUCCAGACCUGCCGCCCACCCUGGAUGAGAAUGGAGCCAUCGACCGGGAAGGUGGCUCAGAAGACGGGUCCGAGGACGGGCUUCCGGAAGGGCUCCCCCUGGAUAAAAAUGAUGAUGGAGGGAAAAUAAAGCAUCUUACAUCCUCAAGAGAAUGUAGUUAUUGUGGAAAGUUUUUCCGUUCAAAUUAUUACCUCAAUAUUCAUCUCAGAACGCAUACAGGUGAAAAACCAUACAAAUGUGAAUUUUGUGACUAUGCUGCAGCCCAGAAGACCUCUCUGCGGUAUCACUUGGAGAGACAUCACAAAGACAAGCAGGUCGAUGUUGCUGCCGAAGUCAAGAACGAUGGGAAAAACCAGGAGACUGAAGAUGCACUUCUAACCGCUGACAGUACGCAAACCAAAAAUUUGAAAAGAUGUUUUGAUGGUGCCAAAGAUGUUAAAGGCAGCCCACCUGCAAAGCAACUGAAGGGGAUGGCCUCUGCCUUUCAGAACGUUCUGGGCAGCGCUGUCCUCUCACCAGUACACAGAGAUACUCAGGAUUUCAGCAAAAAUGCAGCUGAUGACAGUGCUGAUAAAAUGAGCAAAAAUCCUGCCCCUGCUUAUUUGGACAUGCUAAAAAAGAGAUCAGCAGCUGAACCUCAGGCCAACAACCUCAUCUGUAGAACAGAAGUGGACGUCACCCCGCACCCAGAUGGCAGUGCGGCCCACGGCGUGGAAGUCGGCCACAAGGAGAAGCGAGCGGAGGCCGCCGCGGACUGCAAGUACAGGCCAGGCGUGGACUGUCAAGAAAAGCCGCUGAACUUAUCCCUCGGGGCUCUCCACGGGUGCCCGGCGGUUCCUCUGGGUAAAAGUGCAACCACAAGUAACACCUGCCCGUUUUGUACCUUCAAGACAUGUUACCCAGAAGUUUUAACGAUGCACCAGAGACUGGUGCAUAAAUACAACCCCAACAUCCAGAAAAGCUAUAGAAACAAGUCUUUACUUCAAAGUAGACGGACCGGAUGCCCACCAGCUUUACUGGGAAAAGACGUGCCCCCGCUGUCUGACUCCUACAAGCCCAAGCCCAAGCCCGCCCUCCCAGCGCAGCCCAAAGCCCUGCCGUCCGAGAAGGCGAAGCCCCGCCCCGCCGGGCCCGGCAGGGCCCCCCUCACUUCCGGGAUCGACGCCAGCACUUUAGCCCCGAGUAACCUGAAGUCCCACCGGCCGCAGCAGGGUGUCACGGGGCAGGGGGCCACAGCCACCAGGCAGCAGUCUUCCGAGAUACUCGUUAAAACCAGCAUUUCUCCGGCUCCGGACAAAACCAAGAGGCCCGAGCCCAAACUCAAGCCUCCAGUGGGGGCCCCGGCCCAGCCCUCCGCGGGCAGCAGCGCCGUCAACGGCUGUGCCGACCACCCCCCCAAGAACGACGGCCCCUGGGUGCCCCCGGUCAGAGACUACUUCUGCGGCCGGAGCAGCGGCGCCGAGCUGGGGGAGCCGCACCCCAAAAGGCUGAGGUCGGGGGCGCCGGCCUUGGACGUGGACCAGCCCGGCCCCAAUUACCGCAGGGGCUUCGACCUCCCCAAGUACCACGUGGUCCGCGGGAUCACGUCGCUGCUGCCCCAGGAGUGCGUGUGCCCUCCGCCCACGGUGCUGCCCCCCAAGCCCAGGUUCCUGGGGUCCGGGGAGGCCGACGCGGCCGGCGUGCUGAGCGUGCAGAAGCCCUACGGCGGGGCCGGAACCCUGUACACCUGCGGCCCCGCGGGCCCCGCGGCCGGCCCAGCGCUGGAAGGAAAAAGGCCAGUGUCUUAUCAACACUUAUCUAGCAGCAUGCUACAAAAGCGGAACUAUGAGAAUUUUAUUGGGAAUGCACAUUAUCGACCAAAUGACAAAAAAACUUGAUUUUUCUAUUUUGGGGAUGAAAGGUCUUGAUGGAUGUAAGUGUGUACUCUCCAUGAAAUUAAAUUAGUUCAUCUUUUGAAAAAGCAAAUGGUGAAAGCUACUGAAAUAAGCUGUGAUUGUACUGUAAAUAUAACAUAUAAGGAACACUACGGUUUUGUAAAGUUGUUCUGUUAAUUUUUGUACCAAAUAGCAAUAAAAACUAUAGUUGAAACAGUUGGGUUGUACACAGAUGGAGACCAGACAUCUCUAUUUUGCCCCAAAUAAUAUUUUUUUUUAGAAUUGACCAAAUAAGAAAUGGAAUUUUUUGCAUACUUGAGCGCUGCUGAAAAGAAAUCAUUUGGGUUGGGGGGGGUGGGAUGGGGAGAAAGUAUAUAACGCUUGCACCUCAGGUAAAAAUCUGUAAAUAUACGUUGUAGACCUGCUUGUUUAAAUACUGUGUGUAUUCUUUUUCGCUCGUGUGGCUCAUCGCUUUGAGCAAGUUUCUGCUGUUUGUCCUACUUCAUUUAAAAUGUAUGUUUCUAAAAAAAAAAAUUCAAUGAUUUGUAUAAUGUUAAAUCCUCCACAGUCUAUUGUCUUUGACAAAAUUGUUAACUGAAGCAUCGACCUAUGAUACGUGCUGUGUGACCGAGGUCAGCCGUUCUGAACUGGGUGCCCUUCACUGCAAAUUUCAGGGCAUCGUCCGAGAAGGACCUCGAUCCACCGUCCUCUUCUGAGUGAAUGGGUGGUUUGUGGGACUUUUAAGCGCGUGUAUCUGCAGAGAAGUAUUCCCUCUGUAGGCCAGCUGCACGUUCAGUAAACAUACCACAUUGUGUGUAGAGUUACUUAAAUUUGUUUUCUAUCAAAUUAAUCAUUUCUGUUGGAAAAUUCGUGGGGUUUUUUUGGCGUUUGCCUAAAUUAGUACAUUAAAAAAUAUAAACGUUAAACUAUACAGGUGAAUUACAUACAUUGGAAGCAAUUUUAAAGGAAACGAGGGUGAAUUUUAGGUUUGUAUUUGGAGGGCUUGGUGCACCUGGCAUUCGGGUUAACUGUGGACACACUCAAGUAAAUCACGGGCACGUCAGUUCUGCACCAGGAGUGGUGCCCGGGGAAGAGGGACUCUGUUCUGAGACCUCAGUUGUCUUCCCAGGGUUGGCUGGUUUGAAGCAGCGUUUUUCUCAGUGUACAAGCAAUUUGGGUUUUUAAAGAGAGGAUAGCCACCAGCUGGCUUACUAAAUGUUUUAAACUUUUGUUCCUUUAAUCCUCUGUCCACGGCUGAGUGUAUUCAGCAGUACCUGGGUUUAGCGACGACAAAAUAUACUUUAUGAAGAAACUGUAUCAAAAUAAAUUUGCACUGUUAAUUUGUCUUGCCCGGCCCUUCUCCAUCAGAGGAAGGGUAAUGUCCUAAAAGAAUCCUGAUUUUUUUUUGUUUGUUUUCAUUAUGCAACAUGACGCCUACUUGAUAGAGAAGUCUUAACUCCCGUGGGCAAAGGGAGGCCUAAUUGGAGAACAGUCUUCUGGCAUCGCAAUGAAGUGCUUUGUAUCAGGAAAGUGUACACUAUUUACUUUUUUCCUGUCCACAAGCUGAGCCAUAUGUACAUAAUCUAGAUGUUUGUUUUCAUAGUUUUGCACUUUUAUAGCCUAUUUUUGAAGAUUAACACAUUUACAAGAUAAUUGACCUGAUCUUGACCUAAUGCAAUGAGUGUUCCAGACAGCUUGCUGUGACUAUAAAUACAAAUCCUAAAAGUGGAUACAUGAUAAUAGAGGGCUGAAAUUUAAAUCUGUAUUUAAAAAAAAAAAUCACCAAAUCUAUUUGAAAACAAGUCAAUUUGUGUUUUGCUGAAAUUUGGGGGCUUUUAAAUUUCUCCUUUUUAACUACGUUUCUGAAUGCAUACAGAUGUCAGUUUUUUUUUUUUCCCCUACAGCCCUUGUACUCCAAAAUUUGUUUUUUGGUCCAUCAGUAUUAACUAUUGGGAUACUACUGGUUUUGUGUAUUUUUUUUUUCCUUUGAGACAACAGUACAUAUAAUAGAGGUACAAUCCUUUGGAUUUUUUGUUUAUGUAUUUAUUUCAUUCCAGUUUGAUUUAUUUUAAUUGUUGAUACUUAAGUUGUCAAACUGUAGACAUUACUUGUUUUAUUUAUGAUAUAUUUCAGCUUAAAGUUAUGUUAUUAUAUGUGGAUGUAAAUAUAGAUUUGGUGUUUUGCA